AUGCGUUCAUUAGGCGUUCUGGGUGUAGCGCUACAUGCCUCUCUGCUCAUACUGCUGACUCAAGGAAUUCACAAAUCUAGAGAUGGAGUUUAUCACGGAACAUCACGACGCUUUGCUAUAGACCACCGUCCACCUGGAUUCCAUCACCUGGCACCGAUGUAUAUGAUGCACCUUUACCGGAAUUACAAGUCAAAUCUCACUCGGCCUAUCGACGUAAUGGAGAAGGCCAUCGUAAAACAAGCAGACACAGUCAAGAGUGUGAUGGCAAAAAGUUUAUUUCACAGACACCGACGCUGGACUGCAACCUUUGACCUGACCAGCUUAUUGGCCGACGAACGGAUCCAAGCAGCGGAGCUCAGGUUCAGGUUUCCCCGGGCGACGAGGGCUUCCAACAUUACCGUGGAGAUCUACCAUCACCACGACUACCCGUGCAGGCAGACACAGGGGAUCUGCCAGGAACACCAGCUGGUGGGAUAUUUCUCCGUCUCCUCUGUGAUUAACUCCUCUCAGCACUGGAAGGUACACAAUCUUACUGGUCCGCUGUUGAACUGGCUCGGCCAGGAACACAUUUCCAGGAGCUCAAUGAAGAGGAGAUCACCAAACAAGACAAAGAGAGAUGUGUACUUCCCCAACCCUGUCCAGUUGGCUGGGUCUACAACACAGCAGAACCCUGUCCAGUUGGCUGGGUCUAGAACACAGCAGAACCCUGUCCAGUUGGCUGUGUCUACAACACGGCAGAACCCUGUCCAGUUGGCUGGGUCUACAACAGGGCAGAGUCAGUGUGCGAGUGACAGAGCCCUACUGGUUGUAUUCUCUCAUACAGGGACAGAGGAGGGCUCCCAGGCCAAAGCCAGUCUCCUCCACACGGCCGAACAGUCCAAGUUCCUGUCCACCACCGAGUCCAAGAAGUUCCGCAGGCCGAAGAGACACAGGAAAAAAAGGGGCCACUCAGGCCAGAGGGAACCGCCAGACAUGAGGGGUCCAGAGGUGUCUAGCGGAAACAUCGAGAUUGACCCGUCUCUCUGUCAAAGAGUUGAAAUGCAUGUAGACUUCAAUCAGAUAGGCUGGGGGUCCUGGAUCGUCUUCCCAAAGAAGUAUAAUGCCUAUCGAUGUGAGGGGAUCUGUCCAAGUCCUUUGGGAGAAGACUUGAACCCAACAAAUCAUGCUUACAUGCAGAGUCUCCUAAAACACUACCACCCUGAGCGGGUUCCCUCGGCGUGCUGCGCCCCCACCAAGAUGAGUCCUCUAAGCAUGCUGUAUUAUGAGAAUGGAGAAAUGCUGCUUCGCCAUCACGAGGAUAUGGUUGUGGAUGAAUGUGGCUGCCUGUAGCCUCUGUCACAGGCUUGAACCCGACCUAAUGACCGGAGCAAAGCCCGGGGCCGUCUUCUCACAACCGCUUGAGAUGGAGACGAGGCUACCACUCGUCUCCUUCGGACGCACGGAAACAGAGAGUUCCGGAAACAUUCGAGUGGAAUUUCACUGACAGAACUAUUAUCCAAGAGUCUGUAUGAGAUGGUCGUAAACAAUAAGAAAACACUUGGUGUUAGUUCUUUUGAUUAUUGUGACUGUGUGUAACGGGUGUGAAACGGCUAGCUUAGUUAGCGGUGCGCGCUAAAUAGCGUUUCAAUCGGUGACGUCACUUGCUCUGAGACCUUGAAGUAGUA
Messenger RNA from Oncorhynchus gorbuscha (pink salmon), 1664 nucleotides. It is a transcript of the gene ndr2, whose product is annotated as nodal-related 2. Gene Ontology annotation, cellular component: extracellular region. The coding region runs from base 1 to 1329 and encodes 442 amino acids. The record is from RefSeq and is a predicted model, not a curated record. Gene Ontology annotation, biological process: SMAD protein signal transduction; BMP signaling pathway. Gene Ontology annotation, molecular function: cytokine activity; growth factor activity; type I activin receptor binding. The transcript is spliced from 3 exons. NCBI's taxonomy places the organism in Eukaryota, Metazoa, Chordata, Actinopteri, Salmoniformes, Salmonidae.